CAGUGUCCUUCUUCAUUCAGUUCAUCGCCAAGUGUUGAGUUGGUAGUACGUAUUUUAUGCUCCCGCGGUUUUACUCGUCCGUCAUCAUUUUUAUUUCCUUUAUUUCCUUCCUUUAUUCUUCAUCCACUGUCUUUCCCAUCAUUUCAUCAGACUCGCUAUGUCUACUUUUAGAAGAGGAUCAAUUUUUCAAAAUCAAGACGUGCCAGAAGGUUUGCUCACAUCUCCUUCUGUGGGUCAAGACAGAAAUUCUAGAGACUAUAGUAGUCUCUUUUCUUCGCCCGAUAAAAUUUUAAGCCCAACUAGGAAUUCAGGUGAUUCCCUUAAUUCCAUGUCUGAAUUUACCAUGAAUAAACCACGAAAUUUAAUGUUAGGACGACAAUCUGUGCCAAACUUUACUACUCAAGUACGACAGUAUACAGCUCAAGAACAAUUGGCGAAUAUUAGACGUAACUCUCUUCAUUUGCCAUAUCUCUCUGAUAGGAGUAUUACUAAUAUGGCAGAUUUUGGAAGUGUCUGUCAAAAUGAAGACGGUGGUGGUGAAAUUGGGAGUAAAAAUGUCAGACGGCCAAAGUUGGAUUUAACUUUUGCGUCUUAUGGCUAUCAGAGCCCGCAACAGUAUCGAGUAUCUCCUACGUAUAGUGAUGGGAGUGAUCCUCUAACGCAUGUAAUGCGAUCGAGGUCGAAUACUCCAGAAGAUUCAGACGUGUCCAAUAGUCCUGAAGCUGUAGCUGACUUAUUGAAUCAAGUCAGUAUCAAUCCUUAUGGUUCAUCGCCUUUAACUGAACAAGAUUUAGUAAACAUGCAACGUAUAUCUAGUGGGAGAUUGUCUGCUGGUGAAAGUUUUCAUCAUCAAGCACAAAGUUUGUUAAAUUCACUGUUAGCUAAUCAAGCUCAAUAUCCCACUAGAUAUGGUUCACCUGCUGCUCAAUCGCCGGUUUAUGAAAAAAAAUCUCCUCCUCCAUUUUGGUCUCCUACAAGGCCUAAAAAUGAUAGUAACAACAAUCAAAUCGAGAACAGGAAUAGAAACCGUAAUUCAAAUGGAUUACACAAAGAUCCUGUUUUUACGUGGAGCGGACAACUGCCUAAAGUAGUACAUAAUUCUCCUAGUUAUUCCUGCAAAGUUUUCUUGGGUGGAGUGCCAUGGGAUAUAACAGAGGAUGGUUUAAUGAUGGCUUUUAGUCAAUUUGGUCCAAUAAAAGUCGAAUGGCCAGGGACGUCUAAUAAUCUGAGUCAACCCAAAGGUUACGUGUAUUUGAUAAUGCAGUCUGAUCAAAUGGUCAAAUUACUUUUGGAAUCAUGUACAAAGGGUACAAAUGGUGGAAAUUACUACUUCAAAAUUUCGUCAAGAAAAAUGAAGGGGAAAGAAGUUCAAGUAAUCCCUUGGCUAAUGAAUGACAGUAAUUGUGUAAAGCACCCUUCACAAAAACUAGAUCCUACUAGGACUGUAUUUGUGGGUGCUUUACACGGAAUGAUGAAUGCUCAAGGUUUGUUUAGAAUAAUGGAUGACUUGUUCGGAAAUGUAACUUAUGCGGGUAUAGAUACCGAUAAACACAAGUAUCCUAUUGGAUCAGGUAGAGUGUCGUUCAGUAAUUAUCAAUCUUACACAAAAGCAGUAGCUGCGUCUUAUGUGGAAGUCAAAACUCCAAAAUUCUGUAAAAUUAUUCAAGUCGAUCCAUAUUUGGAAGAUAGUGCUUGUAGUGUUUGUAACAUUCAACUUGGUCCUUACUUCUGCAGAGAUCAAUUGUGUUAUCGGUAUUAUUGUCGCGGAUGUUGGAACUGGAAACACUCUAGUAUAACAUUAAGUACUCAUCGCCCUUUAAUGAGGAAUUCUAAACAUACACCUACUAGUAUGAGUUCACCACCUCGAUUUACUUCACCAAGCAGCAAUAGUUUUUCUCCAAAUCAAAACCAAUUUGAUGUAGAUCAACUUUGAAAAAUCCAUCAACGAUAGGAAAACUGACCAAUUUUGAUAAAUUUUUGUCUAUUUUUUGGGGGGAGGUAGGGCGGGUUUGGGGAUUUGUUAUUUAGUAGAAGUACAAUUUCAUUUAUUUAUUUUUCUUUUCUAAUGUUCACAAAUUGUAAAUUACUGAUUUUUAAAUAUAUCAGUUAUUAAUGUUUUUUAGUUGCCUUAUUUAAACUAUAUAAUUAUAUAAAUUAAUAU
Molecule: messenger RNA, 2161 nt
Organism: Daktulosphaira vitifoliae (grape phylloxera)
Lineage: Eukaryota; Metazoa; Arthropoda; Insecta; Hemiptera; Phylloxeridae
Gene: orb
Product: cytoplasmic polyadenylation element-binding protein 1
Exons: 9
Coding region: 158-1933 (591 amino acids)
Biological process (GO): negative regulation of cytoplasmic translation
Cellular component (GO): cytoplasm; synapse; neuron projection
Molecular function (GO): ribosome binding; mRNA regulatory element binding translation repressor activity; mRNA 3'-UTR binding
Source: RefSeq, a predicted model, not a curated record